Messenger RNA from Bradysia coprophila, 11260 nucleotides. It is a transcript of the gene cic, whose product is annotated as Putative transcription factor capicua. Lineage: Eukaryota; Metazoa; Arthropoda; Insecta; Diptera; Sciaridae. The record is from RefSeq and is a predicted model, not a curated record. Gene Ontology annotation, biological process: regulation of transcription by RNA polymerase II. Gene Ontology annotation, cellular component: nucleus. Gene Ontology annotation, molecular function: DNA-binding transcription factor activity, RNA polymerase II-specific; RNA polymerase II transcription regulatory region sequence-specific DNA binding.
GUCAAAUACUGUCAAAAAAAUAUCACAAAAUGUUGAGAAAAUCCACGGAAAAUAGACAGAAAAUCUAAAGUUAAUUUUUUUUUUACUCUUCUCAAGAGUCCAUUAACUCUGUGCUUAAAAUUAUUUGUAAUUAAACUAUAUUUUGUGACUUUUGUUUAGAACUGUGUUUUCGGAUUAGUGAAAACCAAAGUUUUUUUUUUAUCUUUGAAUGAGUGUCGUUGCUGUAUUAUAUACACUUGUGAAUAGUUGUGAUAUUUUCGUGUGAUGGUGUUUGAUGGAGAACAGAAGGAGUAGAGAAAAAAAAAAUCAAUGAAGUGUUCCAAGUGCAUUUUGGUUGGUUACAGAGGAAGAAGCAGUGCUGCAAAUCACACAUUUUCGAUUGAGUAAUGUUUUUAUGUGCGGAUUUAUCUGUUGGAUUCUUACUUUGUGCUGCAUUAACUAAAUUAACGUGAAAAUUGGUCACAUUUCAAUUCCAUUGGUCUGAUGGAGGAUGAUGAUAUAUAUGGAGUUUGAUAAGCAAGGAUAGUGUAUUGAGCAGGAGAUGAAUAAAAACGGAAACCCAAUAUCAUCGCGAGUAUAUCCAAUAGAAUAAACUGUAGAUGCGAAAAAUGCACGUUACAACGCAUUCAACGAACCUAAGCUUCACUGUGCCUGUAUCGACAAAUCCAAACAACACGACCAACAAAUCCACAAAUCGACAAGACGAUCCAACCGAAUUGCAGCAACAUCAAGGACAACAAACGCAGCAAAAUGAUGACGACAGUGAAAUGGCCGAUUGCGAUACUGAAGAGGAGAUUCCCGCCUCUGUUAUCAGUAGUGUUGGUACAGUCAAUUACCAGCAAUCGUCACAUCAAAUAUUUGUCGUUUCUCGGCCGAGCAGUCAAGACGGCACAACAAUACAACACUUUCAAGCCGCACCAAUCAUCAUUUCUCCAUCACAGCAUACAACAACGACAAAUUUACACAGCACAACGCCGACCUCCAGUACUUCACUAAGAAUGUUAAACACACAUCAGUUGGCUAGUCAGCCCAGAUUACAUCCGAAAAAGCGAAAAUUCAAUCCCGCUGAACUGGAAGAAAUGGAGCCAACUACAGUUGCCACCACAUCCAAUCGUAAUGGUAAUGUGAGUGAAUGGACACCGGAAAAACAACAGUCACAGGAAAUGGUUUAUUCUAUUGCUCCGAAAAUGGUUGUUACAACAUCGACGCCUAUCAAAGACGUGCUGGCCCAGAAUCGUGUACAAAUUCAAAGUCAAAUUCAAUCGGGAUUUGCGGAUUCGGUGGUACAGAAACGCGCCAGCAACUACAUCACAAACACACAACCGUUCGUCACGAGUUCCGACACGCCAAUGGAAACGCUGGAUUUAAGUGAAUGGUGCAAUCAACGAGUUCUAGCCAAACAGAAUGAAUACUAUGCAACUGGUGUAACACGCCCGGCGAGUGGUAGCAGUUCCAUAGCUGUUGAAUUCGAUUAUCCGGAGGGCAGUACGAAAGUGUUUCAAGAUGUGUUCGGUAGUGGAAGAUUCGAUGUAAUCAGCGAUGCUAGUCCCCCAGUCAAUGAAAUUUCGCUAGGCUGUCGUGUUUGUAUACGAACCGAACUGACCAAUCAAACAGUCAUUUAUGUUGAGGGUGUCAUUACGCAAAUUCUGAAUGACACGAAACAGUUUUCCGUACAAAUAUUGGGUAACGCACAAGACGUGAGAACAGUGAAACGAGGUCACAUACGACUGUUACGACCUCCUUGGUGGGACGAACUGAAUGACAUCUCGCCGAAUAAUUUGACGAGCGUGUCUUCGAUAAGUAAUUGUGGACCCGGUACAAAUAACAAAGUUCAACUAAACGAAAUUCGGGGAAUGGUUGUCAAUCAACCGAAACCAGCCAGUGAGCCGUCAAUAAUUUACAACAAUCAGGUGAUUGGUCGUCUGGAUAGUGCAAUUAAAACAGUGGACGGACGACACGUUUACAUCAAAUAUGAUCAACCACCACCGCUGCAAAUCCAUCAUGUUUUGCCUACGUUACAGCCGAAUGAUGAUUACUAUCACCGUACAGCUGCCACAUCACCAUUUCAAUCGUCUAGCAAUACGAUGUCCGAUACAAUUGUUCAACAUAGUGCGGGCCCAUCAUCGUCGAUUAAUCAAAUUCCCGACAUUAUAGUCUCACAACAGACCACAGUAUUAUCACCAAAGUCUGUGUCAGAUGAACUGGUUCGCCGUCAUCAGGCGAAACAAUACGAAGAUUAUGAGAGUGACGAUGAAUUGCGGCGCGAAGACAUUAGUUUUCCGAUUGAUGGAGGCAGUAGUAAGCGAAGUAGCGUUCAAAGUCGAGGCAGCACAAGCAGUCUCGUAGACCAACGACUGACACCACGAUCUCAUCCACCAACACCUCGAUCUCAAGCGGCCACACCGCAUCGUUUCAAAAAAGGUGAUGUUGUACAGUCUGAAUCCGGUGUGCGAAAAAAGUUUAACGGCAAGCAAUGGCGUCGUUUGUGCUCGAAUCCACAAUGCAAUAAAGAAUCUCAACGGAGGGGUUUAUGUUCGAGACAUUUGAAUCAAAAGGGUGCUCUGCGUUCGACGGGUCCGACGAGAUUUCCCAGUCGUUCCAGUAGUAAAACACAAGCAGACGAAGACACAUCGAGGGACUCCGAAACGUCGCCGAAUUAUAGAGUUGCCGGUAGAUUCGAUCAGGAAGAAACAGACGUUGCGAAUAUGUUGGUUUCAUUGAGUAGUUCACGUUCGGCAACACCGUCAUUUUCCUCACCAACCAAUCACGGUACAUCGCCGAUGAAUGUAACGCAAUCACCGUUGACCGUUGGCAACAAACAAAAUAUGUUUCUGCCGAUCGGCAGUCCAGCUCCGUCGGACUCGUCCAAGUGGAAGAGUAACAGCACUCCGAGUCCCAUACCGUAUUGCAUUGGCCCUCAACAGGUUGUGAUUCGACCGGAAUUGGUCAGACCGCAGCAGUCAUCGGCACCUCAAACGCAACAACAGCCAGGCCAACAGCACCAACAAAUUCAACAUCUUCCGCCACAGCCACAAUUACGCCCGCCAGCUACACAAGUUGUGCCAGUCGGUCAUGCCACCAGUGUCAUUCGCAUAUCGCCGGCUUCGUCCAACAACAGUUAUCCGUCAUUUCGUCCGGUCAUCGUUGAUCCGACGCAGCUAGUGCCAUUUCUACCACCGUCAUCAAUUCCUUCGCAGGUGCCACUUAUUCAACAAGAAAAGUCAGCUCCAAAAAACGGGAUAACGCCGGGGUCGAUUUAUCAGUGGCAUUCUCUAUUGCCAAGGAUCAGUUCCCCCGCUAAACCUUCAACCGCUGUUACUUCACCGACUGCUAAAAUUAUGACACCUCCACCAUCUGAACCGUCUCCAGAUGAUGACGGCGAAGAUCAAAUCGACGAUGACGUAUUCGAACCAGUUCCAUCGGCUGUACCAGCAAAUUCUCAACAGUUGCCAUCCUCCACGGCUGCUAACCAAUCAUUUCAUUUGCAAAGCAAUUUAAAUGGCGGUAGCCACCCAAAUAUUUAUGCCAGUAGUUUGUCGUCGAUUCGUGAGAAUGGCAUUACACACAACGACAAUAAGCAAUACACAUCCACUUCCUCUACAACGCCAUUAACAUUAACAUCCACUACUACCACAGUAAACGGAACCAUCCCGUCAACACAUUCCAGUUUUACAGUUGGAAAUGUGAUGAUAAACAGCCCGGUUUUGCCGAAAACGGAUAGCGCAGCUGAUGUUAUGUCAGCUGUUAAGCGACGAACGCAGUCAUGUAGCUCUAUCCAGGGCUCCAAUAAAGAGCCGCAAAGUCCCUUAUCGAAAAAGGACAACAAAAUUCGUCGUCCAAUGAACGCUUUUAUGAUAUUCUCCAAAAAGCAUCGGUCGUUGGUACACGAGAAACACCCGAAUCAGGAUAAUCGAAACGUCAGCAAAAUUUUGGGUGAAUGGUGGUACGCAUUGGGCUCGGACGGUAAAAAUCAAUAUCACGUGCUGGCUAGCGAGAUGAAAGAGGCACACUUUAAGGCAUACCCCGAAUGGAAAUGGUGUUCCAAAGAUCGCAAAAAGUCAUCCAGCUCCAAUAAGGAUUCACGGGGACGGCUAGGCUCGUUGGACGGAGACGAGAACAGUCCAGCUGAGCAUGAGUCGAUACCAUUGACUAUAGCGUCGUACAAUUCUACGGAAGAAGCGGAUUCAACAGUUUCGCCGUUAGCUAAAGGCGAUGAUCCUCAUCAAUUCGCGACUCCAGAUUCAAUGUACGUAUCUUCUUCCAAUUUACCCGAUCGGAAACCGUUUAACAACGUUGAAAACAUGUCUGACGAUGAGCAGAUGGUCAAUGCUGAGCCAACGUCAUCAGCUGAGGUUGCAGAAAUUGAUUUGAAAUGCGCAGAAAAGGUAACCGACUCAGAUGUUGAGGAGUCAAAUUUAGAUUCCGAAGACACGCAAAAAGCUAAGAUGCAAGUCGAUCCGGUGCCACCGUCACCAAGUUCGCUUAGCUUUUCAGCAUCAUCGUCAAGUGUUACUAACGUUACGACAACAUCAGCAGCAACAACAGCACCGUGUGAACAAGUGGCUGCCGGCGUUAAUAAUGCCACGUCACGUGAUGUCACGUGUAAACCGACACCGAUUAUGACUUAUCCACAAAUUCCAAUUUAUGCAUUCAACAGUCCGAAAAAUCCGAGCGGUGUAUCACCAUUUCAGCCAACUGGCGGUGCAUUCAAAACGAUGCCAGCUAGCCCAAAGAGUACAAAAUCGGUGUCGGACUCUGAGUACAACUCGAUGAAAUCACAAAUCAAACUGGAAGAGGACCAACAGCCAUUCGGUAAUAAGUCGUCGUCGUCGUCGAUUUUCACCUUUCCGACCGAUCAAGUGCAAUUUAACGCUUUGCAACAACAACAUUGCGAAGCGAUGGCUUUAGAGCAACAACGUUGCAAUCAACAGCAACAGAUGGCAAACGAGAAUUUCCUUAGCCAAUGUAACAUGCUCAGCAAAGCUGUAUCAUCGUCUGGUGCUGUGUCCGCUUCGGGAACGCCAAUCAUGGCCACCAAUCAAUUGACCGGACAGAAACAGUUGAUGUUUUUGAACAAUAAUCAGUUAACGUUCCUCACUCCCUUCUCCGACGAGCAGCAAUACUUGAUCAAUCAGCAACGUGCUAAACUGAUGCCUCCGAACAUCAACCAAUCGAGUUCACAGUCCAUUUCAUCGAGCAAUUCCGUGAAAACGCCUACAUCUGUGCAGUAUGUCAUCGGAAAGGUUCCCAAUCUGUUGAUAUCAACGCCGAAUUAUGAUUCAAAUUCCGGCAACACCACCAACAUUAAACAAGAACCUGAAUCUCCUCAUCAAAGUUUACCAGCUACACCAAAAUCCGUGAACGAGCAUCUAUUCGAAUCCAGUUCAUCGAAUCGUAUGGACACCGGUGCUUUUGAUUCUGAACACAAUAACAACAAAGAGUUCGACGAGCCGGAACACAAAAAGUUCAUAUUGGCUCCAACGCCAGCUCAAUUAGGACGAGCACCUUUACAGCGACGGCAGAAAAUGGGUGGAGUGUCAGUUAGUGAAACUGCAACAUCAAAUUCACCAACCAUCAUUAUGGCACCAUCGAUACCAACGUCCAUAUCAUCCGCACUGCCCACACCGAAUUCUGCAGCUGCUAAUGACGACAUUCAGAACCAAUUUUCGCCAUCAAUGAAGAAACCAUUCUUCAAAAAGCACAAAGAUGAUAACAUGGAUAGUGUUUUGAAGCAGGUCGACUUUGAGAAGAAAUUCCAAACGUUGCCUCAAUUUAAACCGGAUGAAUAUCAGUCUCCUGGUCCCAUAUCGGUGCCAUCGUCUCCUCGAGUAUUUCCCUCCAGUUAUCAUAAGAAAAAGUCAGCACAUCCGAUCCCACCAUUGUCAUCCAAUCCUUAUUACGAAGACGAACCAUCGACCAGCGGCAUUAUGUCUGCCAUGUCAACAGCAUCACUACCAGUUACUGCUGGUGUUGUUGCGAAUCGAUUUUUCGGACCAGAGUUCAGCAUCGAUCGAAUAAAUCAAUGCGAAAUCGGUACCGACAAUUCGGAACGUUCGCCACGCACGCCAAAAACGCACGAUGGCAACGAAAAAGGACAUCGAAAAAUAUUGGAACAACGUCGCACUCUUGUAAUGGAAUUGUUCAAUCAAUGUGGCUAUUUUCCAUUGGCUAGUGAUACGGCCGCAUUUCAGGAGAAGCACAAAGACGUUUUUCCACAUAAAUCGAGUUUACAAUUGAAAAUACGAGAAGUUCGCCAAAAAAUUAUGAAUAAAGCGCCCCAUUCGGCUGGUCCAAUUACGCCGCCAAGUGAACAACAAACCGCAUCUCAUCAGUCACAGCAAAUGGAACAAAGUCAACAGCAGCAGCUACCAUCGCCACAUGAAUCGUCCUCAUAGUGUCUGAAUUAAGUCUAUUAAAAGUAAAAAUUUUGUUGAUUUCUUCAAUACUUUUUUCCUUGCAAAUAUUUCUGCCAGCGAAUGACAGGAGUCAAAUGCCAUUUUACACACUCUUUAUUGAAACGACAAAUUUCCGUAACGUCUUAUUCGCAUCAUGUACCCAUAAUAUUUCGGUCGUGUCGGUUGCUACGUCAUUCAAUAGUAUUUAACAUGACUAGGGAUAAAAUGAUGAGAAGUAGAGUUUUCGUGGGAAUUUUGUUGAUCCGAGGCGAAGCCGAGGUCAAUAAACAUACGAAAACGAGGCUGUUCAUUGUUAUCAUCAGCUGGUACAGUAACAGCUCAGGAACGGAUAUACGGGUUGCGCUUCUGUAUAAGUUUUCAAAUUCGCGUGAAAUGUUUUGCAGAAAUAUUUUUAUGAAAAGAAAUGUAAAUUGUCGGAGUCACUGGUUUGCACUUCUAUCAUAAGUAAAAUUUGCGAUGCUUCUCUGGUGUGUGAUAAAGAAAGAGUCAAGUGUAAUGGUCCAGAAAAGAUUUGUGAAACUGGGAAAUUCGGUGCCAAGAUCAGAGAAAGACAAAGUGAAAUUUGGAUCGCAUGUUGCCACACAAAAAUUAAGCUAAACUGAAAGAAAUGAAUAUCGGUGAAAGAAACUUGAAAUUACCUACGCCCUUUCGUUUUUUUUUUUAAAUUGAAAAAUAGAACAAUGAACUAUAAUCAUUAUGGUAAUUGACAGGAAAAAAAAUGAAAAACAAUUUAGAACCGAACUGCUACCAAGAAACAUAUUGAAAUAUAAUGAAAAAAACUAAAAUAGAAAACAGGUUAAGGAAGCAACAGAGAUAAUGAAAACACUAAGCAUAGAGAUAACAUUUGCAAUUUUUUUUAUUUUAAAUUUACCGCUUACAUAAUAAACAAACUAUAGAGAGUGAAACACAUACGCAAACACAAUAAUCAAUAAAACUAAACGUGGGUAAUCAAAGGAAUUCUAAAUGAGAAAACUGAGAGUUGUGUUUAAUUCAGUUAUAUUCUGAAGAAAAAUCGAACGCAAUAAAAUAAAAUGAGUCCUAAAUCGGUACUACGAAAUUCGUCGCUUUUGUUGCGUAACAAUUACCCAGCAAAAUAUUUACUUACCGCAUUAUCACAUAUAUUAUACUAAAAGUAAAUUAAUUUGAUAAAUACAACGUUACAAUUGAAUAAACUGAUUAGGUAAAUAGCUAAACGAAAGGAAUACAAAAAAAAAUGUUUUUAAUUCAGUAAAAUCAAACGGAAAUAGAAAUAGAAAUUUUACCGUUGCCUCAAUUUUUUUUUUAAAUUUUGAUCUAGAAGCGAUUUAUAACCAACAAUAAGCAUAGAUGUUAGGGUAAUUCAUAGCAUAAAUAUUAACACACUUGAUAUUUUGACAAAAAGAAAUUUAAAUUGAAUUCGUAUGACUUUAAUUUGGAAUCUGAAAUGCAUAAUAACAGUCAACAGUCCCAGGAUAUCAGUGCUUUGCUUCUAAAUUGAUUUCUGCAGUCGACGAGAUUCUGAAAAUUUCACAAGAAAUUUAAAGAAUUUGAAACUUGCACGUAACUUUCCAUCAAGUAAUUUACAAGCAGUGUUUACGUUUGGGAAAAUGUUUUUCUAAAUUUCCCAAAAUUUCUUAAUUUGGAAAAUUUUAAAUUUUUGAGGAAAUUUUUGGAAAUUUAGAAUAUUAAUUACCAAAACAAACAGGCCAUGCAGUUCUUCAGAUAAUCACUUUCCUUAAAAAAAUGGAUUCCUCGGAUCACUUCUUGGAGUUUCAAAGAAUUUCCAAUGGCCAAUCUUCAUUUUAUCUCAAUGCCUUCUUACCGUAACACCAGCCGUAUAGGUGGAAGAGAGUUUAUUCUAAAAACAAGUUUAACGAGUCUAUUCGUGGGACGUCGAUUUCCUUAAAUUUAUCAAUAUUCACCAGACCCAGAAAUGACACAAUGGCCAAAUAUAUUCUUUGGAAUCGAUAAAGCCUCGGCCUCGCCCUAGUUCCAUCCGUCAUCCUGAUUAUUCACACGCCAAUUUUGUUAAAAACAUUAACGGCUUAUUUUGACCAUGAUCAGCCAAAAGAGUCCACUGCCACCGCGACAAAGUGAUAGCUAGUCUCCAUUUUCGAGUAUUUUGUGUGUUUUUGUUCUCCGGAUUUUCCGACGCAAAGGCCGGUCGUUUUGAUCAAAUCAUGUAAGAAGCUGCCGGGGAGUCUGCACAGGUUGCAUCCCAAACAAGUGUUCUUCCCUUCUCCCACGCUUCCAUCCAGCCAUUUCUUUUCGUCAUCCCCUGAGUUCGAGGAGUAAAUUGUUGUCGAUCGAUGCCAGACCUUGAUAUAAAUUCUGUUCAGAUUUUCGUGACGGAAAAAUUUGUCUAGAGUGGUUUUUUGUGUGCAGACCGUUCCUGUCUAGGAUAUCUACCAAAACAUCGUGGAAUAGAUUUUCAAGCCUAGUCGCUCACCACGUCAUUGGUUAAAAACGUGCCGAUGCUUGGACCCGGAACGACGAAUGAAUUUUAUUUUGAAGAUGUUCGAAACAAAAUGGUUUUCUUGGAAUGGGGAAGCUCAUUUCGGAAAGUGAUUCUAAUUUAUCACAAACUGUUGACGUUUAUUAUGUUGUCGAUCAGCCAUACGCCAAUUAAUUUAGUUUUCUUAACCCAGUUCAUCCGCAAAUUAAUCAAUUGACAAAUUUUCGUUAGCACUCGUGGUUAAAUAUUGCCGAUUAGAAAAUGUGUCAUUUAAAUAGAAUUGAAAUUGUGCAGCGUUAGAGCGAAAGAGAACGGUUUCAUCUGCAGUGACAGACGUAAAAAUAUAACAAAAAAUAAUAAUAAUUUUUAGUGAGAUUUGACUGCAUCCAGAAAAAAAUAAUUGGAAAGAACUAACAGACGAAAUCAACGCGGAUAUUCCCUUAAGUUUUAAUUUGUUUUACCUUAAAAUUCACUCAUAAUUUAAAAAAAAAGAAAAGUUAAGAAAGUAAAAAAAAGAAUAAAUUUUAAGUAGAGCACUUUAUAAUUAUACACGUAAAUGUUGUUCAUAGUGAAUAUACCAUUUUUUUAAAAACAAAAAACAAAUAAUAAAUUUAGAAGAAAGAGAGAAAUGAGAAGCACUUAAAAUAAAAAGAAUUUUUCAAUUUUAUUUUCGUUUUAAAAUUAAUAAUUUUGUGAUUUAAUUAAUUAGUUGUUUUUAGUUCUUAAAUUAAAUUUUUACUUUAUUUCUGUUUUUUUUAUUAUUUCAAUUUCUAUGAACUUAGUUUUUAUAAGUAAGAGAAACGAUUUAUAUAUACGCACGCCCAUCCCCCCCAUCAUAUACUACAUAAUAUUUAGCUAAUAUCUACAUACAAGUAACUUGAAAACUGUCGUUCCGAUAUUAAAUUCCUAAUUUCUAUUCUUACCAAUUUUUCACUCUUCCUUUCAAAUAAAAAAAGUCUGAGAUCUUUUGCUGCGGCAGCAAUGCAUUGAAACAUUGUUGAAAGUUUGUAUUUAUACGGCUUUUCAGUCUAACCGAACUUAGUCGAAUCAAGUACUUUGACCUAAAAAUGAACCUGACAUGACCCGAUUUACCGUUGAUGUGAUCUACAUUGACUUCACUUGAAAGUAAAUUUUAUUUAGAAAUUUAAAUGGAAAAAUCCUCGGAAAGAUCAGAUAACUUGAUAACGUACCAAGUCAGAUCAGGUUUUUAAUGUUAAGAUCGAUCCAGAUCUCAGGUCAGGUUAAAAUUUUAAACCAAUCAGGUUCAGGUCAACUCUGGUUCAGAUAACUUCAGGUUUAAAACAACCUGACCUGAUUCCAAGCUCACAUUCUUUUCAAAAUUGGUUUCUGAAUUUUCGCGGACAUUCGAAUAAUUUCAGAAUUCGUUUUUCAGAAUGUAAUCAUUGCCUCGGUCUCGAUCUCGGUCUCGGAAAAGCUCAGAUCAACCUUAAAUGCCAUGAGAAAAACCUAAACCAGUUUUGACCGGAACCUAAUGUCAUGAAUUUUCACCAGACCUGAAACCUAAUUUUCGUUUUCAGGUCCGACCUAUCAGGUAACCUUAACUACUUGUUUCGAAAAAUUACCUGAACCUGAAUUGUCAGAUCAGGUUCAAUUUGAACGUAGUCAACUUCAACUUGUUUCGAGCAACCCGGAUCUAAAUCCAUCUAAUCUACACAUAAACAUCAGAAAUUUAGAAGCGGGUACGUACAACGUUGUGUAUGAGGAGUUUACGUCAGUCGCCAUUUUUUUUACUUUGACCGUAUCGCAAAAAAAAACACGGCUGCCAUCGGUAACUUUAACUGCAUUUCAGUACAAAAUUUCAACUGAACUGAAAUUGCGCUACAAUUUUCAGUCGAAUUUUGCGAUAACGGAGAACUGAGAACGGAGAACCCCAGUGAUCGGCAUAACCUCGUCAUAUAAUACCUUGGGCAUGGGCUUUGAAUUUCUUUCAGCCAGUGGUUUCCUCAUACUCCUUUCAAAUGAUCAUUGAUUACUGUUCAUUCAGCUUAUUCUAAAAAUUAAAAGGGACAACUAAUUUAUUGGGGAGAUUGUGAUUUUCACGUUGACGUAAAAUUCGGAAUCUCCCUAUUACAAGGAGUAGUUUUUUACACGGGAAAUUAUCUAUGUCACGACGUUUUCCAUUUGGGACAGUUUGGUUGUAAUUGAAAUGAGACCCAUUCAAAUCGAGAAACCCGCAAGGUCGUUUUAAUAUGAUUCAGGAUCAAACUUCGGAUUUUUUUUUGUUACCGUGGAACGCUACACAGCAUUAAAUUUACAAUCUUUUUUAAAUUAAAAUUUUUCUCGCAAAAAAAAUUGAUUAAUUUUGUUACAACAUUAAUAGCGAAUGUGGAUCGUUAAUUCCAAUUGAAAUUGAUUCAAAAUUCAAAAAUGAAACCGACGUUUUAGUGAA